Messenger RNA from Closterium sp. Yama58-4, 645 nucleotides. Lineage: Eukaryota; Viridiplantae; Streptophyta; Zygnematophyceae; Desmidiales; Closteriaceae. The record is from the annotation of a GenBank genome assembly.
AUGCCCCAUGCCCCACAUCCGUCCUCCAUGCAUAGCGCCAUGCCAGGCAAUCCAACUUCUCAUGCAGCAGCCAUGCCAGGCCAUGCAACAGCACAUGGGGAUGCAGAAGCAGGGAAGGAGAGGGGCGAUGAGGGGGAUGCGUGGGACGGGUGGGCGGAAGGGAGUGAUGAUGGUGCUGCUGGUGACUUGGACGACCCUCAGCUGGAGCUGUAUCGAAGGGAAGUGAGCCAUUUCAGGCAGCAGAAAGCUGAGUUGGCUCGGAUGAGGGAGCAGCUAUCAGAGAGCGAGCUAAGGCAACACGUGAUGUCAGCAUGCCCCUUGUCUUCACCACAGCCGCAGCCGAAUCAGGCUACUGAGAACCUGUUCGCUGUAUAUGCCAACAAGGCAGGGGGGUCGCCAGUGGACUUAGCCAGUCAUCUCUGGUACCCAUGUGUCCACCUUUCCCUCCCCCUCUUCUCUCUUCUCUUGCAUCCCUGCCAGGGUGACAAGCUGGAAAAGCUGUUCACUGCAUAUGCCAACAAGGUGGGGGGUUUGCCAGUGGGCUCGCUUAAGUUUGUCUUCGAUGGCGAUGCGCUAAGGAGUGAUUCGACACCAGCAGACCUGGACCUAGAGGAUGAAGACCAGAUUGAAGCCAUAAAGAAAUAA